GGUAGUGGAGUCGCGCAGCCUCUGUUGCGUGUGGUGAGAGGGGUUGAGGUCGAGGAGGAGGAUUCUAGUUUGUUUUUUAAAAUUUGCUCCAAAUAAUAAAAGAAAAAUGCCGGAUGACUGGGAUAAAGAUGUGUACCCCCAGCCGCCUCGACGGACCCCGGUAGUGAACAAACAGACGAUUCUUCCAAACCCUUUGGACUAUGCGAUGAAGAUAUUCUACUACGCCGUUGACAAGCCGAUCACCGUUUUAAGAGAAUGGAUGGAUCACCUGCACACGAGGCAGACAUUCUAUUAUUACCACCGGCAGUACCGCCGGGUCCCGGACAUGACCGAAUGCCAGCAGGGAGACUACCUGUGCUACUACGAAGCGGACAUGCAGUGGAAGAGAGACUGUAUGGUGGAUGAGGAGAUCGUGAAGGUGAUGCAGGAGAGGCUGUCCGCCUGCCAGCAGUGGGAGGGGAAGAGCUACCGGCAGAACUGCGCCAAGCAGCUGCAGCAGUUCACAGAGGUGGCCAAUGCCUUCCAGUCCCGAUAUGGGGACCUGGGUGCCUACGGCAAUGCUCGGAAAUGCCUGAUGAAGCAGAAACACAAGAUGAUUGAGGAGCGUCGGAAACAAGCAACUGAAGCCUGAGACCAGACAGCAGUGGACAGCUGUCGGCUGAAGCCUCUCCUACUGCAUCACCUCCACUAUGUGUUAACCUGUAAAAUAAAAUGGUUGUAAAAACUGGA
Molecule: messenger RNA, 729 nt
Organism: Lepisosteus oculatus (spotted gar)
Lineage: Eukaryota; Metazoa; Chordata; Actinopteri; Semionotiformes; Lepisosteidae
Gene: ndufb10
Product: NADH:ubiquinone oxidoreductase subunit B10
Source: RefSeq, a predicted model, not a curated record